Trichoderma aggressivum f. europaeum is the source of this 1890-nucleotide messenger RNA. RefSeq names its product transcriptional regulator family: Fungal Specific TF. The record is from RefSeq and is a predicted model, not a curated record. Bases 1 to 1890 code for a protein of 629 amino acids. Lineage: Eukaryota; Fungi; Ascomycota; Sordariomycetes; Hypocreales; Hypocreaceae. The transcript has a single exon. Gene Ontology annotation, molecular function: DNA-binding transcription factor activity, RNA polymerase II-specific; zinc ion binding. Gene Ontology annotation, biological process: regulation of DNA-templated transcription.
AUGACUCUUGCCGACAUUCCGCGCCGGUCGGACCACUAUCCCAAGAACUUCAUAAUAAUUAAGACGGCCAAGAGACCAAUCAUCAUGAGCGUUGCGUCGACUCAAGGUCAGCUUGGGUCAAAAGACCACCUGGAAGAGCUCCACACUCCAGAUCUCAUGACUGUGGCAUCUCAGCCGCAAGCAAGAAAACGACCAGCUCCCAGAGGAACCGGAGCGUACGCGCGCAAACGAGCCGUAACCGCGUGCCAAGUUUGCCGGGCCAGGCGGACCAAAUGCGACAACAAGAAACCAUCUUGUUCUUUCUGUGAGAAAACGGGAGCAAAAUGUGUCACCGAGCCUACGGACUACUCGGCUUUUGAUCCGGCGAGCCUCAAGAUAUUGGAGAGGCUGGACCGGAUCGAGAGUUUGUUGGAAACACAACCACGAGACAAACCGGAUAGCUUUCCGGAACAAAAUGACACUGUUAACACGCACAAUGAGACCCGUCGACAAGACUCUGCUGGUCGGCAACCUUCACGCUCUCUCCAAAUUGUCUCUUCGGAAGUCCUUGGCUGGCCGAUUUUUGGUAACCAAUUUGGCCUGCAAGCCAAUGCCAUCGCAGUCCUCCGACGAAAACCUCCGAAACCGAUACAACCGUCUUCCUCUGCACUCGAGUCUUUUUUGGGCGAUACCAGCGCCAGUAACAGAUUGAUUACAAACUUCAUCCAACAUGUCCACAUCAAGAAUCCUAUCCUAGAGCUGGCUAGUAUGAAGCGUAUCGUCCGGCAUGCUUGCCUCGAGGGUGUUGGAUGGGAUGCUGAAUCUUGCUUGGUCCUCCUUGUUUGGGCUUUAGGUGCUAUUUCAACGCCCUUUCAACAGCCUCCACAGCCUUGCGACCAAGAGAACCUCGAGCUUGGAGCAGCACUCUAUGGUGCGGCUACCAAGAGGCUUGGAAUAGUCUUUGCAGAAGGCGGCAUACUAUCAGCUCAAUGCUUCUUCUACGCUGGCGUUUAUCUAAUGUCAAUGUUUCAGCCAGUUUCAGCGUGGAGACAUUUCUUACAAGCCUUGGCAUACUGUCAAGAGUUUGAUUUCGCUAUAGAAGCAUCACAGAACCCACAAACGCUCACGAGCCCUCCCGAGACGUCGCCCACGGAGCAGCGUCUGUACUGGUCCUGUUGGAAAUCCGAGGUGGAACUACGCAUGUGUCUUGGGCUCUUUGAUUUCCAGACACAGGACCGCGUUUAUCCCGGCCAUUUCCCCAACCCGCCAGCAAAUCCCGAGAAAGACGACAGGGCAUGGUUCUUUUACCUCGCUGAAAUAUCUCUCCGACGACUGAAUACUCGCGCCCGUAACGACAUUGGACAGAUUUUAGCAUCGUCAGAGGUCGAAGGCGAGGAUACCGAGGCACGUUUAAUUGAAGUGGUCGACUCGUAUGAUCAACAGGCUGAAGCAUGGCUUACUUCACUGCCCGAGACGAUUAGCAUCGAUUCAAAUCCCCUUGAGGAUGAUAUACUCAAAUUCAUUCUUCGCUGCCAUUUGGUGGACUUCAACGAGCUUAUUUUCUGGACAUUCAUCGACAGGGCGGUUAACAGCAAAGAGAGUUUGACGGAAGAUAUGAGUCGUUAUGCCUGUCGAGGUUUCACAACAUGCGCAGAUCGUAUUCGAAUAGCAGGGCUAGGUCAUUGGUACCGACAUCAUGGAACUUGGUUGCUAUUGCAGUCUUGUGCUCGAAGUGCAAUCGUCUUACUGGCUGCUGCAUUUUCGGAACAUACACGGAAUCUCUUACCGGAGAACUGGGCUCACUCUGUUGAAGCUUGUAUAGGCAUGCUGAAUGAUUGGAAAGAUGAGGACGCUGGAAUUUCAGAUCAGGCCAUGAUUUUGGGACAACUGCUACAAAAGUUUAAUAAUUAA